AUGAAGCUCUAUUUAGCCAUUCUCUUGCUGACAAUUGUUGGCACUCAUGCCUGGAACAAUGGCCUUGCGCGAACACCACCAAUGGGAUGGCUAUCGUGGCUCAAGUUUGCUUGUACAACUGACUGUUCAACCUACCCAAAGCAGUGCAUUAAUGAGCAGCUCUACAAGGACAUGGUAGAUAAACUAGCAUCAGACGGAUACCUUGCACUGGGAUACAAUACAGUCAAUAUUGACGAUUGCUGGAUGGAAAAGGGUGGUAGAGAUCCGACCACAAAAAGACUGAUUCCCGAGAAGCAUCGUUUUCCAAGUGGCAUCAAAUCACUAGCUGAUUACGCUCACUCAAAAAAGGUGCAGUUAGGAAUAUACGAAGACAUUGGUAAAUCAACAUGUGCAGGAUAUCCAGGCACCUUUAGCUUCAACGGCUCAGUAGACUACACCGAAGUUGACGCUAUGACUUUCUCUGACUGGGGCGUGGACUCGUUGAAGUUGGAUGGCUGCAACGCAAACCACCCGUAUAAGGACACCUAUCAGGCUUAUUCACGAGCACUAGGAAAGCAAAAACACAAGAUUGUUUUCGGCUGCAGUUGGCCACUUUUUGACCAGCACCACGCCGGCGAUGAGAUGUACAAAAUUCUUCAUGAGCACUGUCACUUGUGGCGUAACUACAAUGACAUUGAGGACUCUUGGCGAUCUGUGAAGGGCAUUAUUGAGUUUUAUCGGAUGAACGUGCAUCAUUUCCUCAAAUGGCACGGUCCGGGAAGUUUCUUUGACCCUGACAUGCUGAUCAUCGGCAAUGAUGGCCUGAGUUAUGAACAGUCAAAGUCUCAGAUGGCAUUCUGGUGCCUCUGGUCGGCCCCUCUUUUGAUGUCCAAUGAUCUGCGUGACAUCAAACCUGAAUUCAAAGCCAUUCUGCAAAAUAAGCACCUAAUUGCAGUGAACCAGGAUCCACUGGCGCGCCAUGAGCAGAUUAAAAAGUACAAGCUGAUAAUAGACACGCUCAUUGAAGGGGGAGGAACUGCCGGAGAAAAGGUUCAGAAACAGAUUGGCGGUGAAAAAAACCAAUCGAAUGACUUUCGGCAGUUAUGGCCUUUGUCGCCAAGCAAAGCAAAUGCAGAUAAACAGUCAAAAAUUCGCAAACGGAAAACUAAAGACAGUGACGUUUCAGUUGGCAGCACCAGCACUAGUACUACGAAGAACACUACCCAGAAAUCGCCAAAAACUACUUCGUCGAAAACUACUUCGCCGAAAACUACUUUGGCAAAAACUACUUUUCCAGAAACAACUUCACCAGUCAGCAGUCGCCUCAAUGCUGUGGGCAAAGUUGAGAAAACCAGUGCCACAGUGCCAAACAAGCCCAUUGCUGUCAAAGCACCAGAGGCAAAGGAGUUACCGCCUUCUAACUUUGUGGUUCUUUCAAACGCAGUCACUGUCAAGUCCUCUGGUUUGGGCUCCGGCUCGGCCACACGUCGGUCAAUGAGCUACAACCCUUCGCAAGCCUCUGAUUCGACCUCUUCAUCUCCGAACAAGCAAGAGUAA
This is a messenger RNA of Rhagoletis zephyria (snowberry fruit fly), 1536 nucleotides long. Lineage: Eukaryota; Metazoa; Arthropoda; Insecta; Diptera; Tephritidae. The record is from RefSeq and is a predicted model, not a curated record.